AUGAAUGCAUUUGAAUAUUGUUUUCAUUACAAAAAAGGUGAAGCUCUUAUCUUUAUUUGUUUUGGCUUCCCUCCACAAACCUUUGAACCAAAAAAAUAGUUUCCACUUUCAUGCAUUUGUUUGUUGCAAUGGCAACUGUCCCAUCUCCAAUAACUUCAAUUUCUCCUCCAAAAUCAAAAUUCAAUGAGAAAAUCUCAAGAUUUGAGACCCUGAACCCACCCCAAAACCCUCUUUCUCUUCUACCCAAGUGCACCUCUUUGAAAGAACUGAAACAAAUCCAAGCCUUUACAAUCAAAACCCAUCUCCAAAAUGACCUCAAUUUCCUCACCAAGUUCAUCAAUUUCUGCACCAAGAGCCCAACUUUUAACUCCAUGGAAUAUGCCCACAAGCUGUUUGACAAUAUAUCCCAACCAGAUGUUGUCCUUUUCAAUACCAUGGCUCGUGGCUAUUCACGUUCCAAUACCCCAAUCCAAGCCAUUCCCCUCUUUUCUCAGCUUCUUUCCUUUGGCUUCCUGCCUGAUGACUACACUUUCCCUUCUGUUCUUAAAGCUUGUUCAAGUGCUAAAGCCUUGAAAGAAGGUAAACAAAUUCAUUGCCUUGUCAUUAAACUUGGGCUUAAUCAUAAUAUUUACAUAUGCCCCAGCCUUAUUAGUAUGUAUACUGAGUGUAAUGAUGUGGAUUCGGCUCGCAGGGUCUUUGAUAAGAUGUUGGACCCUUGUGUUAUUUCUUAUAAUGCUAUUAUUACUGGUUAUGCUAAAUGUAGCAGGCCAAAUGAAGCCUUGUCACUGUUUCGUGAAUUGCAAGUUAAAAGUUUGAAGCCUACUGAUGUUACUAUGUUAAGUGUUCUGUCUUGUUGUGCUUUGUUAGGAGCGUUGGAUUUGGGGAAGUGGAUGCAUGAAUAUGUUAAAAAAAAUGGACUUGAUAAGAAUAUUAAAGUAAGCACUGCUCUUAUCGAUAUGUAUGCAAAGUGUGGGAGCUUGGAGGAUGCAAUUUGUGUUUUUGAGAACAUGUGUAUCAGGGAUACACCGGCUUGGUCAGCAAUGAUUGUGGCAUAUGCAACUCAUGGGAAGGGUUAUAAAGCUAUUGAAACAUUUGAAGAGAUGAGAAAGGCAGGGGUACAACCUGAUGAGAUCACGUUUUUAGGUCUCUUAUAUGCUUGUAGUCAUAAUGGACUUGUGGAUGAAGGCUGGAGGUUUUUUUCUAGUAUGAGUGAUAAAUAUAGCAUUAUUCCGGGUAUUAAGCAUUAUGGGUGUAUGGUUGAUUUACUUGGUCGAACGGGAAACUUAGAUGAGGCUUAUAAGUUCAUUGAUGAAUUGCCAAUCAAGCCUACCCCAAUAUUAUGGCGAACAUUAUUAGCUGCUUGUAGUAGUCAUGGUGAUGUGGAACUUGGGAAAAGGGUAAUUGAACGAAUUUUUGAACUAGAUGACUCUCAUGGUGGAGAUUAUGUGAUCUUAUCCAACUUGUGUGCAAGAGCUGGGAGAUGGGAAGAUGUGGAUUUCCUAAGGAAAUUGAUGAAUGAUAGAGGGGUGGUAAAAGUUCCUGGUUGUAGUUCCAUAGAGAUGGACAAUGUAGUGCAUGAAUUCUUCUCUGGGGAUGGGGUGAAUACCAUUUCAACAUCUCUUCAUAAGGCACUUGAUGAGUUAAUGAAGGAAUUGAAGAUGGUUGGUUAUGUACCUGAUACCUCUCUAGUUUUUCAUGCAGAAAUGGGUGAAGCAGAGAAAGAAAUUUCACUUAGAUAUCAUAGUGAGAAAUUGGCCAUUGGUUAUGGGCUCCUAAACACUCCCCCUGGAUCAACAAUUCGCGUGGUAAAGAACCUACGAGUUUGCGGGGAUUGCCAUUCUGCUGCUAAACAUAUAUCACAAAUCUUUGAUAGGCAAAUAAUACUCAGAGAUGUCCAACGAUUCCAUCACUUCAGGAAUGGAAAGUGCUCUUGUGGCGAUUUCUGGUGACAGAUGGUUGAACUCAAUGUCCAGAUUAUCACUAGCGAAGCACAAUUCCUUGAAUCACGCUAACUACUACAGUGUUUUAACUGACGAUUCAUUGGUCAUGAUUUGUGUCUUGUAAAAAGGAUGAAGAGCUGCAGGGUCUCCCUGGGUUGAUUUCAGUUAUUUCCUUUCUAUAAGCUGUUUUGUUCAGUGGAAAUCCUAAGCUACAGUUAUGCAGUUUUACUGAAGUCUGAGGCUAUGAGUAGGUAAAAGCAUUUAGUUGCAAGUUUUGAUUUAUAAUCAACAACUUAAUAUUACUUCUACACAUAGUGCAAGUACUAAACCGAUUAUAUAGCAUUUUGUUUCAUAUCCCAAAUAAUUUUCCAAUAACAGCUUUUAUAGAGGAUGGCAAUAGGGAUCCUAGUGGUUUCACUUCUUGGGACUACCAAUGACUACUGCAUUUCAAAAAUUCUCAUUGUAUGCACUCCUUAAUAUAGUUGCUAAUGUAAAGGCAUACCUUUUAUGUUUCAUUCAUUGUAAUUCCUUGAUUCCAUGAAUAACAUCAUGAAGGAGUUUGUGAAUUACAAUGAAUAAUUCCUUAGUUCACUUAUUAUGACACGUGAAUAAAAGUUUUUAAGAGAGCAUUUAAUAAAA
Gossypium arboreum is the source of this 2579-nucleotide messenger RNA. RefSeq names its product pentatricopeptide repeat-containing protein At2g02980, chloroplastic. The coding region runs from base 111 to 1949 and encodes 612 amino acids. Gene Ontology annotation, molecular function: protein binding; RNA binding; zinc ion binding. The record is from RefSeq and is a predicted model, not a curated record. Gene Ontology annotation, biological process: RNA modification. NCBI's taxonomy places the organism in Eukaryota, Viridiplantae, Streptophyta, Magnoliopsida, Malvales, Malvaceae. The transcript has a single exon.